AUGUAAAGCACUGCACACAAAAAUCACAAGUCAUCGCAAGUCUCCGUUCUCUGCAACUAUCUCACUCAAGGUCUCUCCCCAAGUCCCUCUUAUGGAGAAAUCGGGGUCGCGAGAGCUACGAUGUGUGGGGAAAUUAGAAAUAGAGAGGCCAAAGCCGGUAGGGUUCCUGUGCGGCUCCAUCCCUGUUCCCACCGACAAACCCUUUCAUUCCGCUCUGGUUCCCUCCUCCACCUCCAAGCCUCCCUCCUCCUCCUCCUCCGUUACUACAGCUCCUCCUCGUUAUCGCAUGCUCCCCACUGAGACUGACCUCAACACCCCUCCCCUUCUCGAUACCCCCUUCCAAUUUUCGGAAUCAAAUCUCGCUAGGAAAUCCGAGGCCCUUGCCGUUUCUGGGUUGGUCGACUAUGGAGAUGAGAUUGAUGUAAUUGCUCCCGCCGACAUUCUCAAGCAAAUUUUCAAAAUGCCAUAUUCCAAGGCUCGCCUUUCCAUUGCCGUUCAGCGAAUUGGCCACACGCUUGUUCUUAAUGCUGGGCCUGACGUUGAAGAGGGAGAAAAGCUGAUCAGAAGGCGUCAAAAUUGUGCAGAUCAGUCUUUGUUUUUGAAUUUCGCCAUGCAUUCAGUUCGAAUGGAAGCUUGUGAUUGCCCACCAACUCAUCCUGUUACAUCACAUGACCACUCCAAUGCUUCUGUUCGCCCUGGAGUUAAACAAGAUGAAUUCCUUUGGGCAAGUAAGAAAGCCGGAAACAGUGCUGUGAAAAAGGCCUCCCCAGUUGGUGGCAAGCCCAUGUCUUCAAUGCAAGAGUCUGAAAUACAUAAACGAGUUGGUGAUGAUGGGUUUUUACGGGUUUUGUUUUGGCAAUUUCACAAUUUCCGCAUGCUGCUAGGAAGUGACCUGCUUCUGUUCAGUAAUGAAAAAUAUGUUGCAGUUAGCCUGCAUCUAUGGGACGUUUCCCGAGAGGUUAAACCUAUAACUUGGCUUGAAGCCUGGCUAGACAAUGUCAUGGCUAGCGUGCCGGAGAUGGCCAUCUGUUAUCAUAAAAACGGGGUGGUCCAUAGUUACGAGCUUUUGAAAACAGAUGAUAUAUUUCUGCUGAAAGGAAUAUCUGAUGAUGGCACUCCAGCUUUUCAUCCUUAUGUGGUACAGCAAAAUGGCCUGGCUGUUUUAAGGUUCCUUCAGGAAAACUGCAAGCAAGAUCCUGGAGCUUAUUGGCUAUAUAAAAGUUCUGGGGAAAAUGACAUUCAACUGUUCGAUCUUUCUGUUAUUCCAAAGAAUCAUUCUUCUAAUGAUUGCGAUGAUAGCUCAAGCUCUCUGCCCUCUCUAUUGCAUAGACGGAGAAGUGAUUCCUUGUAUUCAUUGGGGACUCUCUUGUAUCGAAGUGCUCACAGGCUCUCACUUUCAAUGACUCCAAACAAUGUAGCAAAGUGUGCGAAGUUCUUCAGAAAAUGUUUGGAACUUCUAGAUGAGCCAAAUCAUCUGGUUGUCCGUGCAUCUGCCCAUGAGCAAUUUGCUAGGCUUAUUUUGAACAAUGAUGACGAGCUGGAAUUAACAUCUGAUGUUCUGCCCGCAGAAUGUGAGCUUACAGUUUGCAAUGCUCAAGAAAAAUCUAUAGAAUUUUUAAGUGGUAAUUCUGAAUCGUUAGUCCAUGAUAAGUUAUUAUCUCUAGUUGGAGAGGAAAUGUCAUGUGAAGAUGGACCACGUUUUCAAGAUUUAGUAAUAGGUGCAUCUGUGAACAUGACUCUGGAAGCAAAUGCAUAUCCUCCCAGAAAAUUGAUAACAGCAGGUGACAUGGACUCUGGAGAUUUGUCAGAUUCUGUACCAAGUUUCGCUUGUGAUGAAAGAUCUACAGUUACCAAAUUGCCUCCAACAACCACAGAUGUAGUUCAGAGUAUUGCUGAACCAAUUUCCACAAAACUUGCUGCAAUACACCAUGUUUCUCAAGCUAUUAAAUCUCUCAGAUGGAUGCGGCAACUUCAUAUUAGGGAACCCAAGUUAACAGGCCAGGAUAGUGAAACUCAAGUUGAAACUAGUAGGUCAUCUUCAUCUGUUGAUCUUUCUGUUUGUGCAUGCGGUGAUGCUGACUGUAUCGAAGUUUGUGACAUUCGAGAAUGGCUUCCCACAUCCAAGUUGGACCAUAAGUUAUGGAAGCUGGUUCUUUUGCUUGGGGAAUCUUAUUUGGCACUUGGACAAGCUUAUUUAGAGGAUGACCAGUUACAUCAAGCUUUGAAGGUUGUAGAAUUAGCAUGCUCUGUCUAUGGAUCAAUGCCUCAGCAUCUUGGAGAUACAAAAUUCAUUUCUUCAAUGAACAGUUGCUGGUCUUCACAGGCAAAAAAUAAUAAUAGAAAUAAAAGGUCAAGAUUAUGUAUCCGUGAAGUGGAAUUUUCAAAGAGCUCAAAUGGUGAUUGUCUUACUUUUGAGCAAUUCUCAUCCAUUUACCUCUUCUGGUCCAAGGCAUGGAUGUUAGUGGGAGAUGUGUACGUUGAGUUCCAUAAAGCUAAGGAUAGUAUCAUCUCUGAACUAGAAGAGAGAAAACAUUCUACUUCAGAGGUAAAAGUAUCAUCUGAGGUUGUGAAAGAAGUUAAAAGGCUUAAGAAGAAGCUGGGGCAGCAUGUGCAAAACUGCACUUCAUGUUCUUUAGUAAACUGCAGCUGUCAAAGUGAUAGGGCAAGCAGUGGUAGCAGUGCAAGUAGCAGUAGUGGACCAAGUGGUGAUACACGCUCAGUAAGUUAUGGCAGGAAAUACAUUAAAAGACCAUAUCCUAAGAGUAACACCUCCCCACAUUUGAGAGACCUGGAAGAUGACAGUCAUUGUUUUGAAGUGGAGAAUAAAAACAUACUGGAUGUUGAGUCGACGACGGUUUCUCGGUGCGAUGUUGCUUUGAAAAAAGCUGGGGGAAUAUUCAAGUACCUUGGAGGUCCGGUAAUUGGAGAUGUUGAACACAAUCUUUCAGCAGCCCUAUGCUGUUAUGAAGAAGCUAGAAAGGCAUUAGGUGGUUUUCCAUAUAGCUCAGAAGAGCUACAAUCUGUAAUGAAAAAGAAAGGGUGGGUGUGCAAUGAAUUGGGCCGCAAUAGACUCCAGAGGAAAGAACUGAGCAAAGCUGAAUCUGCAUUUGUAGAUGCUAUAAAAUCAUUCAGAGAAGUUUCUGAUCAUACCAACAUCAUAUUAAUAAACUGCAACUUGGGCCAUGGAAGACGAGCAGUGGCAGAAGAGGUGGUAUCAAAGAUUGAUGGUCUUAAGAUACAUUCCACAUUUCCUAAUGCAUAUGUUCAUGCAUUGGAGACUGCAAAAUUGGAAUAUAGCGAAUCACUCAAAUUUUAUGGAGCAGCAAAGGCAGAGCUGAGUGCUUUCGUUGAAGAGGCUGGCUCUGUGUUAAAUGAUUUGAGGACUGAGGUAUGUACACAGUUUGCUCAUACAUAUCUGAGGCUCGGAAUGCUCUUGGCAAGAGAAGAUAUUACAGUGGAAGUUUAUGGAACAGGAGUGUUGGAAGACAUGCAUGCAGGGUCCACUAGUCCUACUGGAAAAAAAUCAAGAAAAGAAUCAAGAAAGCAUGAAAUUUCAGCAAAUGAUGCCAUUAGGAAGGCUCUGUCUGUUUAUGAAUCAUUAGGUGAACUACGGAAACAGGAGGCGGCAUAUGCUUAUUAUCAGCUGGCUUGCUACCAAAGGGAUUGUUGUUUUAAGUUCUUGGGGCCAGAGCAUAACAGAAGCAACUUAUCCAAUGUUGAAAACAUUAUUCUUCAGCGGGUCAAGCAAUAUGUAUCUCUGGCAGACAGGAACUGGCAAAAGGCCAUGGGUUUCUAUAGCCCAGAAACACAUCCUACAAUGUACCUAACUAUUCUUAUAGAGAGAUCAGAGCUCUCAUUGAGACUUUCAAGCCUCUUACAUUCAAAUCUGAUGCUGGAAUCAGCUGUGUCUUGUUUGCUUGAAGGACGGUAUUUGUCGUCAGAAACAGAUUCAAACUUUUUGAAAAGUGUCGACUCUGAGGUACAUGCCAAAUUUUGGAAUCAGUUGCAGAUGGUUUUGAAGAAGAUGCUGGUGGUGACACUUUCAGCAGGUGGCAACAAAUUUUCUGUUUCUCAGCCUCGGCAACUGCAGACUAUAUCCAACAGAUCUGGGGAUGCUGAAAAGCUCAGGGAGCUUUACAAAAUAUCUCUCAAGUGCACGGAGUUGAGUCAGUUGGGUGCUAUGCACACCUUGUGGACCUCUUAAGGUGGGAACUAAUUCAUAGUUACAAUAUACUAAAGUAGAAGCAGAGCUAUGCACACCUUGGUUCAUUUACUGUUCAUCGGGUUCCGCAAAUGAGCUUUCUCCCUCUUUUAUGUUUUUUACGGAACUGCCAUGCUUAUCUCUACCUAUCUAGCUUGCCUCAUCUGAACAACCCAAGAUGUUAUCCAUCCAUUCCAGAAAAUCACUGACUUUGUUGUCAUCCAAAGUUUCAGUAAUAUCCUUUGUUUACAUAGCUUGAAUGGUCUUGACGUGUUUGAAACCCAGAGCCGGAAAAGUUUUAGGGCUUGACACAGUGUAAAGGUGCUGGGAGAAGAUGAUGUGUACACAAAAGAUGGGAGGGUUGAACCCAUUGCAGAAGAUGAUUAUGUAACACCAAAGAUUGGACAGUGGAUUACAUAGGAAACUCAGCAGAAAAAAGUCACAGGAACAUGGCACACUUAUCCUUUUAUCUCAGGUAAUGAGCUCAAAUCUGGUCAUUUAUUUCAAGCAACAUCUGCAACAGAGCAACUAAAAGCAACUCAGCUAGGAAAAUUCUUUGAGAUGACGUGAUACUAGAAAAAUCAGAACGUCUUUUUUUUGAUCUGAUGCGCAAGGCGCGAUGACUCCAAAAGGAUCUUAAUCAAAUUACAGGAACUGUGAAUACCUUAUACUCCAAAGGGUUUGAGCUAUGUUUUGACAGUUUCAGGGGCAACAACAGCUUUGCUAUGGAACCUUGAUCAUUAAGGAGCCAGAAGACUAUGAAGUUUAUUGAGAAGAUAACCAUUAUGGAUUGAAACAUACUUGAUCCCACAGUUGACGAGGUAAAGACCACUGGUUAUAAAUAAUCUGCACUAUAACAACUAUGCAGCUAUAAUUGCAGUUAAAAGUGCAAUAUACACAUGAGUUUCUUUGAGUUGCAGGAUAAAUUGUUGCAUUCCAAAGGCACUCUUGACCAGAUUUGUUGCUGAACAAGGAUGAUGGUACAUAAGGCGCCUAAAUACAGCAAGCAGAUGAGUAAAAAGCCGGAUAGUGAAUCCAUGAUGGGCAGAAGCCUUGCAGGUGACACGCUACCAUAAUUCUUUGAAAACAAUACCUGCUGCCUUUUCACCUCUAUAUCAUUUUACCUUGCCAUUUUGCUGUUGUUUUAUCAAAGUUCAUACCGGCACCAAUUUUACAAGGACUGGGUCUGGACCGGUCAAUCUUCCAUCGUGCCCAUUUUUUGUCAAGAAUUCUUAGGUUCGGCAAGAACUGGGCCGGUCCCGUUGGGCCUUCGGUCUUGUUGGGCUUGGUUUGUGGGCCGUAG
This is a messenger RNA of Fragaria vesca subsp. vesca, 5504 nucleotides long. RefSeq lists its product as uncharacterized. The coding region runs from base 92 to 4204 and encodes 1370 amino acids. Lineage: Eukaryota; Viridiplantae; Streptophyta; Magnoliopsida; Rosales; Rosaceae. Gene Ontology annotation, biological process: positive regulation of DNA-templated transcription; intracellular signal transduction; protein autophosphorylation. The record is from RefSeq and is a predicted model, not a curated record. Gene Ontology annotation, cellular component: nucleus; cytoplasm. The transcript is spliced from 10 exons. Gene Ontology annotation, molecular function: calcium ion binding; ATP binding; calcium-dependent protein serine/threonine kinase activity.